AUGGUCAAGUGCCCGCUCUGCAAGAACAGCAACAAGGACACCGUCAUCACAAAGUGCGGCCACGCGUUUUGCCGCGACUGCAUCGACUCGCGCCUCAGCUUGCGCGAGCGAAAGUGCCCGGGCUGCUCGCAAGUCUUUGACAAGUCGUACGUCAAAGACUUGUGGCUCGACUCGCAGUCGAGCACCGGACACAAUCAUGCGCUCCACACAUAG
This is a messenger RNA of Emiliania huxleyi CCMP1516, 213 nucleotides long. RefSeq lists its product as hypothetical. The record is from RefSeq and is a predicted model, not a curated record. Gene Ontology annotation, cellular component: nucleus; HULC complex. Bases 1 to 213 code for a protein of 70 amino acids. Gene Ontology annotation, molecular function: ubiquitin protein ligase activity; metal ion binding. The transcript has 2 exons. NCBI's taxonomy places the organism in Eukaryota, Haptophyta, Isochrysidales, Noelaerhabdaceae.